AUGUUUUCCCUUCAGCCUUAUUACAAUUGGCAAUCUACAGGCUACAACGCUACCCUUGCGAUCUUUUAUUUUCCUCGCGACAAGGUCGAUCUGCUAAGAGCUCUCAAGGUCAACCCCAACUCUGCUCUCUACAACCAGGCCAGUGAAUUAAUCCAGUCACUGAUGUCCAAAGUCGACCCAACAAUUCCCCUCGAGUUCUAUGGUAACUACCCCAGUGGAGUUGGUGACUCAACUGGCAGUGGCAGCGAUGGCGAUAGUGAGGGUGGUAGUGAUGGUCGUUCAGAUGGUGGCACCACCAACAACGAUGGUUCUGCCAGCAGUAUCAAGACUAAUCCCAGCUCGAUUGGAAUUGGUGUUGGUGUUGUGGCCAGUGCCGCUGCUUACGGUGCUGGUAUGUUCUGGGUUGCCCGCCGUUACCGCAAGAGAAAGCAGCCCUACCAGCACUCUCACUCGAAUAGCAAGCACGUGAACCAGGGUAUUCCCGUCCCCGGUCCGAUACUCGCUACUGGUGGCCGUGCCACCACUUAG
Messenger RNA from Penicillium soppii, 528 nucleotides. RefSeq lists its product as uncharacterized. Gene Ontology annotation, cellular component: plasma membrane; extracellular region; cell surface. The transcript has a single exon. The record is from RefSeq and is a predicted model, not a curated record. Gene Ontology annotation, biological process: osmosensory signaling pathway via Sho1 osmosensor; fungal-type cell wall organization; establishment of cell polarity. Gene Ontology annotation, molecular function: osmosensor activity. Lineage: Eukaryota; Fungi; Ascomycota; Eurotiomycetes; Eurotiales; Aspergillaceae. The coding region runs from base 1 to 528 and encodes 175 amino acids.